UAAUGGUUUCUCUUUUUCUCCAGUGUACGCAGAGUGUGACUUCUCAAAAUGACAGAACAGGAAGAAGUCACUUAUGAGGAGGAGGAGGAAGAGGAAUAUGUGGAAGAGGAAAAUGAAGAAACUGUAGUAGAGACAAAACAAGAACCACCGCCACCCAAGCCUGCCCCUCCACCCCCUCCUCCUCCUGCAGCUGCCCGUCCCCUCCGCCGAAAGUCUUCUGCUAAUUAUCGAGCAUAUGCUGUUGAGCCUCAUGAUAAGAGAAAAUCCAAGAUAUCAGCUUCUCGGAAACUACAACUCAAGUCAAUGAUGCUCCAGGUGGCAAAACAGGAAAUGGAAAAAGAGGAAGAAGAGCAUGCCAGAGAGAAAGAACGAUAUCUUACAGAGCACUGCACCCCAUUAGAACUGGCAGGCCUUGGUCUCACAGAGCUGCAGGAGUUGUGCCGGGAGCUCCACAGAAAGAUUGACAAGGUGGACGAGGAACGCUAUGACACAGAGGCCAGAGUCAACAAGAGCAUCAAUGAGAUCGAGGAUUUAAACCAGAAGAUCUUUGACCUGAGGGGCAAAUUUAAGCGCCCGACACUCCGCCGUGUCCGUCUCUCGGCUGAUGCCAUGAUGCAGGCCCUUCUGGGCUCCAAGCACAAGGUCUCCAUGGAUCUACGGGCCAAUCUGAAACAGGUCAAGAAGGACGAUACAGAGAAGGAGAAUCGGGAGGUGGGUGAUUGGCGGAAGAACAUUGAUGCUCUGAGCGGCAUGGAAGGGCGUAAGAAGAAAUUUGAGACCUCUACAGCAGGGCAGGCCUGAAAGCCUGAGAUGGACCCCCUGAGAAGCAGUCACUGUGGAAAUCAGCCUGCACAAAGACCUUCCAUCCUUGAAUGCAUUAUCAUUCCCUGCGAUUUCAAUUCCUAUAAAAGAAACUUGGAAAAUGCAUA
Pogona vitticeps (central bearded dragon) is the source of this 929-nucleotide messenger RNA. NCBI's taxonomy places the organism in Eukaryota, Metazoa, Chordata, Lepidosauria, Squamata, Agamidae. The record is from RefSeq and is a predicted model, not a curated record.